AUGAAGCGCAAGAAUCACACCAUUGCCAAACGUCGCUCGACGCCGAGUCUUAGUAUCGCGACCCGCCAGAACGGGUACGGGAGUGCAGAUAUGAAUUCCAAUAUCGAAAUGCGCAAGCGGGACAAUUCGGCUGAGUCCUCGUCCAGCCGGGCGAAUCGCCUCAUGUCCCGGACGAGCUUUUCCCUUGACCAAGAUCCCCCCAUGACUCCUCAGACACCCGGAAUGGCGACCACAAGCUUUGGCGACCUUCCUCCCAGCGACCGGAGAAACUUUCUGCUGUUGUGCGUCCUGUACUUCCUCCAGGGUGUCCCCAUGGGCUUGGCUACUGGAUCGGUGCCGUUCCUCCUUAAACCCUACCUCUCCUACGGCCAAAUCGGCGUGUUCUCGCUAGCCUCAUAUCCUUAUUCCCUCAAGCUACUAUGGAGCCCAAUAGUGGAUGCCGUUUGGAGCCCCCGGUUCGGCCGGCGAAAGAGUUGGAUUACUCCCGUUCAGGUCAUUGCUGGCCUCGCCAUGAUUUAUCUUGGUGGACGCAUUGAAGAGAUGAUGAAGGCGGCGGGCGCCAAUGGCGGAGAAGGGGUCUGGAACUUUACAUAUUGGUGGUUUUUGCUGGUGCUGUUCUGCGCCACGCAGGACAUUGCCGUUGACGGAUGGGCUAUUACCCUCAUGUCUCCGCCGAAUAUUUCAUACGCGUCAACCGCGCAGACCGUCGGCCUGACAGCUGGCCACUUCUUGUCGUACACUGUGUUUCUUGCAUUCAAUUCCCAGGACUUUGCAAACCGCUAUUUCCGGACGACUCCCGGCGAGGGUGGUCUUUUGUCCCUGGGAGGCUAUCUCACCUUCUGGGGAUGGGCGUACCUUGUCGUGACCACCCUCCUCGCCUUCAUGAAGAAAGAAGAUAAGGUGUCAGAGCGAGACAGUAUCAUGGACGUGUACCGCAGCAUGUGGAAUGUGCUGAAGCUGAAGAAUAUCCAGACCAUCAUUCUAGUCCAUUUGAUUGCCAAAAUCGGAUUCCAGGCCAACGAUGGCGUCACCAGCUUGAAGCUUUUAGAUAAGGGAUUUGGCCAGGACAACAUGGCCCUGGUCGUCCUCAUUGACUUCCCCUUCGAAAUCGGUCUUGGCUACUAUGCCGGAAAGUGGUCAACCGAGUAUACCCCGAUGCGACUGUGGUGCUGGGCCUUUGUCGGACGCCUUGCCGCCGCAGUCCUGGCCCAGGCUACGGUCAUGAUCUUCCCAUCCGGUUCGGAUGUUCCAUUUUGGUAUCUCUUGACGGUAAUCGUCGAGCAUGUUGUUUCAACAUUUAUGAACACCGUCAUGUUUGUAGCAGUUUCUGCCUUCCACGCACGGAUUGCCGACCCAGUGAUUGGGGGCACGUACAUGACCAUGCUGGCAACCGUCUCGAACUUGGGAGGUACAUUCCCGCGGUACUUUAUCCUCAAACUCGUCGACCUAUUUACGGAGGCUACUUGUGUUCCACCUACCACCGUGCCUGCCCUUGACUCCUUAAAAGGGGAUCUCGUGACGGCCCCGUUCUCCUGUGCCCUCGAACCAGACAAGACCCGCUGCAUCAACGGCGGUGGAAGCUGCAAUGUCACGCGGGAUGGCUACUACAUGACAAACAUCUUAUGUGUUGCGAUUGGAACCAUCACCUUCUUCCUGUUCAUUAAACCUGCCGUUUUGAAACUGCAGAGUCUGCCACUACGGGCAUGGAGAUUAGCUCCUGGCAGUAGGGAUUAA
Molecule: messenger RNA, 1734 nt
Organism: Aspergillus ochraceoroseus IBT 24754
Lineage: Eukaryota; Fungi; Ascomycota; Eurotiomycetes; Eurotiales; Aspergillaceae
Product: SD08430p
Exons: 2
Coding region: 1-1734 (577 amino acids)
Cellular component (GO): membrane
Molecular function (GO): acetyl-CoA transmembrane transporter activity
Source: RefSeq, a predicted model, not a curated record